Plasmodium malariae is the source of this 1983-nucleotide messenger RNA. RefSeq names its product ribosome assembly protein 4, putative (gene RSA4). The coding region runs from base 1 to 1983 and encodes 660 amino acids. Gene Ontology annotation, molecular function: protein binding. Lineage: Eukaryota; Apicomplexa; Aconoidasida; Haemosporida; Plasmodiidae. The transcript has a single exon. Gene Ontology annotation, cellular component: nucleolus. Gene Ontology annotation, biological process: ribosomal large subunit assembly. The record is from RefSeq and is a predicted model, not a curated record.
AUGGAAGUUGACAGUAAUAACAACGUACUUACAAAGGAAAUACUAAUUCAAUUUGUUAAUCACGAAAAUAAAGCGACAGGGCCUGUAAUUAAUGUACCCCUAUCAAUUACAAAAGAUAAUUUAGAUGAAUUAAUAAAUGACCUUAAGAAAAAAAAAGAUGAUUUCAUUAAAGAAGAUUUGGAAGACAUUAAUUACUCAUUUAUGAUAAAUGAUAAAUUGCCUAUAAAAAAUAGUUUAUAUGAUGCUAUAAAAGAUAAUAAUAUAAGUAGUGAAAAUGUAUUAUCCAUAAAAUAUUUUCCCUUAAAUAUUUUUAAAGUUAAAAAAAUUAAUACUUGUUGUUCUACCUUGCCUGGACAUACAAAUUCUAUUCUUUGUUUAGCUUUUAGUCCAAAUAGCUUGCAUUUAGCUACAGGGUCAGGUGAUAAUACAAUUCGUCUUUGGGAUAUUAAUACCCAAACUCCAAUUGCAACAUUAAAAGAUCAUACAAAUUGGGUGCUAGCCGUUUUGUUCUCACCAGAUAAUAAAUUCCUAGCCACAGCAGGAAUGGAUCAAAAUGUUUGUGUAUAUGACACACACACAGGGAAAUUAUUAAAUAUAUUAACAGGUCAUAAAAAAGAAGUAACUACCUUAUGCUUUGAACCCCUACACUUGUUAAAGGAAGUCAACAUAAAAAAAAAUAGUAAUGAUUCGAUGAAAAGAAAAAAAUCGCAUGGUAUAUACAAGCAAAACAAAAGUGAUGAUAACAAAAAAAAAAAAACGAAAGACCAAAAUGAAAAUACAUCCAAUUCUUAUGAGAAUAAUGUUAAAAAUGGCCCCAUCAAUGGGGAGUCACCUGAACAAUCUAGCGAAAAAACAGAAAUAACAUGUAAGGAAGAAAAAAACGGAAAUAACGAAAAUAGCGAAAAGCACAACUUCGCAAGUAAUAAAAAUGAUAUAAAUGAAAAGAGAUCAGCCUCAGAAUUUUCAAAUAAAAGGGACUCCUAUUUUGUAAAUAGUAGGUUAGCCAGUGCAGGAAAAGAUGGAAUUAUAAGAAUAAAUAAUAUUCUUAGCAAUAUGGUUGAAAAAACGUUAACAGGUCAUACGGAUACAAUAACAUGUAUAUUAUGGUCAGGAAUAAAUGAAAAAAACAGCAGAAUUUAUAGCAGUUCAAGAGAUACAACUGUUAAAAUAUGGAAUGUCAAUGAGGGUUCAUUAAUUUAUAAUUUUAUAGGUCAUAAACAUUGGGUAAAUUGCAUAUCAUUAAAUUCAGAAAGGAUAUUAAAAAAUGGUAUAUAUAACCUAGACGUUGUAAUAAAUAAAACUCAUAUUGAAAAUUGUAUUGAAAAGGCUAGAAUUAUAUAUCAGAAUUUUUUAAAAAAUCAGACUAAUGAAAAAUUUGUAAGUGGAUCAGAUGAUGGCACUUUGUAUUUAAUUGAUUGUUUAAAUAAUGAUACUUAUAAAAGUACAAGAUUGAUAGGUCAUCAAAAAACAGUUAUACAUGCACAGUUCUCACCAAAUGGAAAAUUAAUUGCAUCUUCUUCUUUUGACAAAAGUAUUAGAAUUUGGUCCGGCUUAGAUGGCACAUUUUUAGCUGUUUAUCGUGGGCAUGUUGGACCUGUUUAUAAAAUUGCAUGGUCAAUAGAUAACAACUACGUUGUUUCAUGUAGUCAGGAUAGUACAUUAAAAUUAUGGAAAAUAAACCAUCUAUUUGUUCAUUUCAAAAAAAAAGAAAACGUUUCUCAUUUUAAAGAAGAAGAACAAAAGGAGGGAGGCACUCUCCUUAAUGCAAACGGUGCAAACGAUGUAAAUGAAAAAGAUAAAAAUUUAACAAAAAAAAAAAAAGACGAAAAGGAACAAAUAGAAAAGAAUAAAAAAACAGUCAAAAUCUUGCUUGUAGACUUGCCUGGACAUUCAGAUGCUGUUUAUGCUAUUGAUUGGUCGAAUGAUGGGAAAUUUGUUGCUUCAGGAGGAAAAGACAAAAUUUUAAAAAUUUGGACACACUAA